AUGUUCAUCAAAAUACUUCAAAUACUUUUACUGACAUCAGUUAUGACUGCUGGUAUGUUACCAGAAGAAAAAGCUCAACUUCGUUCACAAGUCAUUGAUAUGUUUAAACAUGGUUUUGGUUCCUAUAUGAAAUAUGCCUUUCCAGCUGAUGAAUUAAUGCCAUUAAGUUGUAAAGGGCGAUAUCGUGGUUCAGAACCAUCUCGAGGUGAUAUUGAUGAUGCUCUUGGAAAUUUUUCGUUAACACUUGUUGAUAGUUUGGAUACAUUAGCGGUGCUUGGAAUGUUUGAUGAAUUUGAAUGUGCUGUUCGUCAAGUUGUUCAACAUGUUUCAUUUGACCGUGAUGUGGUUGUGUCUGUUUUUGAAACAAAUAUUCGCAUGAUCGGUGGUCUUCUCGGUGGUCAUAUAUCAGCCAAAUACAUUAAUUCUCGGCAUCCCGUUCGUUUAUCAUGGUAUCGCGAUGAACUCUUGGUAUUAGCUCAUGAUUUAGCAAUUCGUUUAUUACCCGCAUUUAAUACAAGCAGUGGUUUACCAUUGCCACGUGUUAAUCUUCGUCAUGGUAUUGAUUUAACAUUGUCAAAAAGUGAACGUGAACGUUUUACUUGUACAGCAUGUGCGGGGACUCUCAUAUUAGAAUGGGCAACAUUAUCGCGUCUAACAGGAAAUUAUUUAUUUGAACAAUACGCCGAUCGAGCCAUGUCUUAUCUAUGGGAUAGGCGACAUCGACAAUCAAAUUUAAUGGGCACAAUACUAAAUGUACAUUCAGGUGAUUGGAUUGUGCGUGACUCUGGCAUUGGUGCUGGAAUAGAUUCAUAUUAUGAAUAUCUAUUUAAAGCCUAUGUUCUAUUAGGUGAAAAAAAUAAUGACUAUUUAACACGUUUCCAACAGCAUUAUUCAUCUAUAAUGUCGUAUGUUCAACAAGGUGUAGCUAUGAUUAAUGUACAUAUGCAUCAACCAUAUCGUUCAACUAAAAAUCAUAUGGACGCUUUAUUAGCCUUUUGGCCUGGACUACAAGUUAUGACAGGAGAUUUAAAACCAGCAAUUGAAUUACAUGAAAUGCUUUAUCAAGUUGUGAAAAAACAUAAAUUUUUGCCUGAAGCUUUCACAACUGAUUAUAGAAUACAUUGGAAUUCACAUCCAUUAAGACCUGAAUUUGUCGAAUCAACAUAUUUUCUCUAUAAGGCUACUGGUGAUCCUCAUUAUCUCGAAGUUGGUCGUACAAUAAUGAAUAAUUUAGAAAAACAUGCUCGUGUACCAUGUGGUUAUGCAGCAUUAUCUGAUAUUUCAACAGGUCGACAUGAAGACCGAAUGGAUUCAUUUGUAUUAGCGGAAACAUUUAAAUAUCUUUAUUUAUUAUUUGAUUCUAGCCCAAAUCCUUUUAUUGACAUAGAUCAGUUUUUAUUUACAACUGAAGCACAUCUGCUACCACUUAAUUUGUUAUUAUUUAAUAUAAAUGAUACUUUAAGAGAAGAAUUUGAUAAAAAAACUUUAUUGUCAGCACGUAUUUAUGAUCAAAGAAAUCUUUCAUUGACAGAAAGAUUAAGUGAUAAACGUGCCAAAAACAAUCAAUGUCCAGCGUUCGAUGCUAAAUUUCAAUCUCAUCAAUAUAAAGAACAAUUAAGAAGGAACAUUCGAGGCGAUCAAGAUAUGACAGAAACAGUAACAACAUCAUCAAUUGCAAUUGAAAAACAAACGAAAGAUGUAACAAAUUAUCGUUUGACUGCAGCUGAGUUUUCGGCUGGUGAUCCUCAGCAUGUUGCUCAACUUUCACAAAUGGGAAUUCAAAUUCAAACAGUCGCUGAUGGCCGUAUUCAAUUAGUUCAUAAUGCAGCUAAUGCUGCAUCUCAUGAGGAUGCCGAGGAUGGUCUUCUUUUUGUACAAGAAAUGGUGAAUCUAAUGAAAACUACUGGUCUAGGUCAAGCAUCAUUGGAAUCGAAUCAUCAUAUGCCAUUGAGUGUAAUUCCCUUAGUAACUCCGCCAUUAGGCAAACUAGUUAGCCUUACCGUUGGCUGUGCUCAAUUCGGUAAACAAUUACAUGGAAAACUAGGUAUAUUUGCUCAACUACAUGUUGCUCAACCAUUUUCUGGCUGCUCACAAUUAUUCUUCCCUCAUCAUCACUACUCGCGUAUUGCUAUUGUUCGCCGUGGUGAUUGUAUGUUUAUUGAAAAAGCUCGUCAGUUAGAACGUGUUCAAGCUGCUGGGGGUAUUGUUAUUGAUCAUAACACAUCAAUUAAAGCAUCUAAUGGAGGAGUAUUUUCUAUGACGGGCGAUGGAAAUAAUAAUGUACAUAUUCCACUUGUAUUAAUGUUUAAAGAUGAAGCAUUUCAACUUUUACAUCUCCUAUCAAAACAACCAAAUCUAAUUGUUUACAUUGGUGAUCAAAAACUUUUAAAAGAAAGUUUUUAUGAACACAUGGAAAUUCUAGAGAGUCUUUUAGAACCUUUUAAUCAAACAAGUAACAAAUGGAUUUACGGACAAAUAGAAUGGUUAGCAAAGAAACAAUUUUGUUCAAGGGUACCAGAAAAAUUAAAGCAAUUAGAAUUGACUAUUCAUCAAGAAAGUGAUCAUGUGGAAAUUGGAAUGUUGACUCAUCAGCCGAUUAUUCAAAUUGAACAUGUGAUUGAUGCUAGUGGAAAUAAAUCUGCUGAAGAACUAUCACAUGAACUGUUCAGUAGUAUUAAUUUAACAGCAGCUCAUUUCAGUGGUCAAUUAAAUAACAUUGAUGAAUAUCGUUCAGCAUUUAACAAAAUGAUUCGAACAGUACUUUCUACGGCUAAUGAAUCGUUCAAAUCAAACGUCACUGGUAAACUAGAACAAAGAAUUGAGAUUCCUGUCGAAAUUAUAACAACAAUCAAAGAAGAAGAACAAGCAGAAAAUCAACAACAAACUUCAACAACAACAACAAAUGACACUCGAGAGUACACAGAGAGAAGGCCACAAAUAAAGGAUGAAAAUUAA
Messenger RNA from Rotaria socialis, 2955 nucleotides. The record is from the annotation of a GenBank genome assembly. Lineage: Eukaryota; Metazoa; Rotifera; Eurotatoria; Philodinida; Philodinidae.